Cynara cardunculus var. scolymus (artichoke) is the source of this 1700-nucleotide messenger RNA. Its product is annotated as pentatricopeptide repeat-containing protein At5g47360. The transcript has a single exon. The record is from RefSeq and is a predicted model, not a curated record. Bases 258 to 1694 code for a protein of 478 amino acids. Gene Ontology annotation, molecular function: protein binding. NCBI's taxonomy places the organism in Eukaryota, Viridiplantae, Streptophyta, Magnoliopsida, Asterales, Asteraceae.
CUAAAGACAUCUGUUUGAAGGCCUCACUUCAACCGCACCUACUGUCCUUUCCUACGACGACCUUCGAUCGCCGAUUACCGGCGACCUCAUUCACUUCCUCUGUUCAAAUCUCCAUCUAUAUCAAUAUAAACAUCCUACAUCAGGUCAGUCCUUAAACUAUGUGGUUUUAUGUCGGCGUGUAUUAACAAUCAGAAAGAUUCAACCGUUGGUGGCCGGUUUAUCUCGAAGUGAGGUUUAGCCAUUGGUGUCUUCUUUCAAUGUCAAUUCCUGUUGUCUCUCGAUGCCUUUCAACUUCCGUUCGAACCAAAAACCCUAGCUUUUGUUUCACGACGUUUUCAGUUACGAAUUCGGUAGAAAAAUUGUGGACGCAUUUGCAGAGUAAUGAUCCAAACAUUGAAAAAACCCUAACAAGAGUUGGGGCUAAAUUGGAUUCUUCAUGCGUAAAGGAGGUGAUAAGGAGAUGCGGUUCUACUGAUCAGCGUUCUAUAUUAGGUCUUAGAUUCUUCGUAUGGGCUGGGGUUCAACGUGAGUAUAGGCAUAACUCAUACAUGUAUAACAUAGCUUGUAAACUAUUAAGGGUUAAUCAAAAUCCUAAUGUGAUUAGGGACGUUAUCGAGGCAUAUUCUGUUGAUAAUUGUGUAGUGAAUGUUAAAAGUUUUAAGGUUGUUUUGAAUAUAUGUAAGGAGGCUAGGCUUGCCAAUGAGGGUUUAUGGGUGUUGAAGAAAAUGGACUAUUUUAAUUGUAGGCCAGACACAACGGCAUACAAUGUUGUGAUUAGGCUGUUCUGUGAGAAGAAUGAGAUGGAUGAGGCAUUUAGGUUGAUGGAGGAGAUGAGUUUGAGUGAUCUUUACCCUGAUAUGGUGACAUUUGUUGCAAUGGUUAAGGGGUUUUGUGAUUUGGGUAGGAUAGAAGAUGCUAGUAGGUUGUUUGAGGUUGUAAGCCAACAAGGGUGUUCUCCAAAUGUGGUUGCGUAUUCGGCUCUUCUUGAUGGGAUUUGUAGAGUUGGAAAUCUAGAGAAAGGGUUGAAUUUAUUGGAGGAGAUGGAAAACAAAGGUGGUGUUUGUGCUCCAACUGUUGUUACGUAUACAUCUAUGAUCCGUAGUUUUUGUGAAAAAGGUAGGUCUCUGGAGGCAUUUACCAUUUUGGAUAGGAUGGAGGCUUGUGGUUGUGCACCAAAUAGGGUCACAAUAAGUACCUUCAUCAAUGGCCUUUGCAAGGAGGAUCGAGUGGAAGAAGUCUAUAAGUUGAUUGAUAGAGUCGUUGCUGGUGGGAGUCUUUCCGAAAGUGAGUGUUAUAGCUCUCUUGUGGUGACGUUAUUCAGGGUUGGAAAUUAUGAAGACGCUGAGAAAUUAUUUAGGAGAAUGUUGGUUAGUGGUUUGAAGCCGGAUGGGUUGGCUUCUAGCACGUUCUUAAAGCGGUGUUUGAAAGAGCAACGAGCACUAGAUGCUUUCGUGUUAUACAAUGAAAUUGAGAAAUUGGGGUUUGCAGCUUCCAUUGAUUCGGAUAUUUAUUCUAUCAUGAUGGAUGGGCUCAUUACCAAGAGCCAUUUGUUAGAAGCUUCAAAGCUUGCUAGUAUGAUGGUUCAGAAAAGCAUCCGACUUAAAGCUCCUCAUAUAGAUGGUGUAGUCGAGUGUCUAAAGAAUGCUGGAGAAACAGAACUAGUGUCGCAUAUAUAUAAGGUGAAUGGUGGUUGAGUAUGG